AUGGUAUCGUGUUGCUUUUCUCUAAGAAGAAAUCCAGCCUUGGAAGGAUCCUUUGAGACCUCACAACAGUCCAACUUUGAAUUAACCACCAAACCUAGAUCUGAUUUAUCCUACCAGCUCAUCCUUUCGCCAAGCUUCAUUUACGCUUUAUCUGUUUUUCUCUUAGCUCCAGAAUCUCUGACCAUGUUUUGUCGCAGCAUCUUGGACGCAGGCCGAUCCCGAUUUCUAUGUCCUCAUAUCAGCCAGGACCAACCACCAGUUUAUUGCGGCAAAGAAUGGGACUACAUAGAUGUGAGACGCUUGGCUGUUUUGACAGAUGAAGAAAUAGAGGAGUUUGAGAAGAAAAUCUCCAGGAACUACUUGAUCAAGGCUAUGGGUGUUCAACAAUGUCCCAAGUGCAACUCGAUGGUAGAACGAGGUGACAAAAAGCACAUACGAGUAAUUUGUCCGUUGUGCAGUAAGAACAAAAAGAAAGCUUAUGAAUUCUGUUGGCAUUGUCUACACGAGUGGAAAAGUGGUCCGAGCACGACCAAGUGUGGGAACCUUGACUGUUCCGGUGAGGACAGACGUCUGAGGAUCCUUCGUAAAUGCCCCAGGAAGAAAAUUGUUGGAGUGGUGGGUUGCCCCUCCCUUCGCGCAUGCGUAUCUUGCGGCAUGCUAAUUGAGCAUGUGCGGGCCUGUAAGCACAUGAAAUGCCGAUGCGGCAAGGAAUUCUGUUUCAUAUGCUUGAAGCCUAAAGAAGCCAGUGGCUGGCAGUGUGGAAGGUACAAUGCACCAUGCACUAUAGCACCCGUGCAAACCAAGAUCCCUGGAGAGAAUUAGGACCGUGAAAUUAUCGUUCCAUGACCUUGACUGAUUUCUACAGCUUAGAGUAGACGGAGUCAAAUUGGAAACGAGAUUGCAGCUAGUUCCACCACAGCUUGUUACAGCUUUACAUGUGUCAAUGAUAGGUUUAGAAAUCUUGAAACUUGCAGCAACUCUCGACAAGCGGCGUUGUAUUGUAGCAGUAGUCUUCUCCGAUGUUGUAACUCUUUCGUUGUAGCAGAAUUUGGUAAUGUCUGUAUAUGUAAUGGUAGCGACUUCGGCCUGCCUGGUAGCGAACAUGUAGCGAGUCUGAACUUAGUGAACUCGACAAGUAGCAGAACCAAUUUAUUCAUGCACCAUAGAGUUGGAUUUUUGUUUUUUCAUCUUGAAAAUCAAGUAGUACUA
This is a messenger RNA of Orbicella faveolata, 1209 nucleotides long. RefSeq lists its product as uncharacterized. NCBI's taxonomy places the organism in Eukaryota, Metazoa, Cnidaria, Anthozoa, Scleractinia, Merulinidae. The record is from RefSeq and is a predicted model, not a curated record.